Messenger RNA from Xiphias gladius (swordfish), 2620 nucleotides. It is a transcript of the gene rybpb, whose product is annotated as RING1 and YY1 binding protein b. Bases 179 to 985 code for a protein of 268 amino acids. Gene Ontology annotation, biological process: positive regulation of DNA-templated transcription. The record is from RefSeq and is a predicted model, not a curated record. Gene Ontology annotation, cellular component: nucleus. Lineage: Eukaryota; Metazoa; Chordata; Actinopteri; Istiophoriformes; Xiphiidae. The transcript has 5 exons. Gene Ontology annotation, molecular function: DNA binding; transcription coregulator activity.
UUGGCCCGGUCGCCGUCACGUGGCGUAGCGCAGUCAGUCUCUGCCUUGCCUAGAGCCAGCGCUGAGUGGAGCCUGUCUGCCAAAAGCUUCAGCAGCGGGUCUAUCUAGAUCCUACUACACUCACUGACAAUUAAAGGAGGCCCCUUUUUCUUCUUAUUUCCGAGGACUAUUCUUCACCAUGGGCGACAAAAAGAGCCCUACCAGGCCAAAAAGACAAGCCAAACAGACCGCUGACGACGGCUACUGGGACUGUAGCGUCUGCACCUUUAGGAACACCGCCGAGGCUUUCAAAUGCAGCAUCUGCGAUGUGAGGAAGGGCACAUCCACAAGGAAACCCAGGAUCAACUCCCAGCUGGUUGCCCAGCAGGUGGCUCAGCAGUACCCGAUGCCUCCCCCGCCCAAGAAGGAACGGAGGGAGAGGAGUGAGCGCACAGACAAGGAGCGCCCGGACGGAGAAGGAGAGCGCGCCAAUGGUGAGGCACGUCCAGAGGGUGAGCGUCCAGAGAGAGUGAGGCCAGAGGGAGAUACCCCUGAGAAGGACAAGAGCGACAAGGAACAGCCGAUCAAAGACAAACCCGACAGAGAGAAGGAAAUUAGCCCAGCCGUUACGAAGAAGCCCAGCAGCAAAAAGACCAGACCCAAAUCAGACAACCAUCAGAGCCCACCCAGUGACAAACACAGCAUACAGUCUGGCAAAUCAGCAACCAAGACCAACAAGAACUCUCACAUUUCCAGACCCAAACUGAAGAACAUUGAUCGGAGCACUGCCCAGCAGUUGGCUAUCACCGUAGGGAACGUGACGGUUAUUAUAACAGACUUUAAGGAGAAGACCCGCUCCUCCUCCACGUCCUCGUCCACCAUCACGUCCAGCGCGGGGUCCGAACAGCAGCACCAGAGCUCUGGCUCCGAGAGCAUGGACAAGGGCUCGUCACGCGCCUCCACACCUAAAGGGGAUCUCUCUGUGGGGCACGACGAGUCGUUCUGAGGUCCUGCCCCUUUCCCCCUUGUCCUCACUCAGCGCCACUCCCCAUUUUCCCCCACGUUUCUGGACACUAUGGUUCCCAUAGGGGGAGAGAUUUCACCUUUCCCAUCGCUGCCCUGCCUCCAUUCCAUGACCACCCCUGGAUGCUGAGAGGAUCUGGCUGGCUGAGAGGAACAGUGCGGUGCGCCUGUCGGGGAAACAAACGUCCUGCUUGGAGAACUUCCCUCGUGGUUACACCCGUGGCACAGGCGAGGAGAGCUGGGCUACAAAGAAUAACGCCCCCAUCCCAAACCCCCCUGCGGUAGCAUCCAGACACUUGUAUGUAUUGUUUUAUAUUUGUAUGUGGAUGUGAGGCCAAGUCGACAAUUUUUUUGUUUUUGUUUUUGUAAAGAAGAAUUCUUCGCUGGGCACAAUAACCACCAUCAUUUUAAUAACUUUAAACUAUUAUUACCCUUAUUUAUUACCUGUUGCACCUGUAUACUUUGAUAUUCUCCUUUUUAUGUUGAAGCUUUGCUGUGUAGCUCUGCCGAUCGAUCGUUCCUUCAGUGUUUUUAUUACAGUUUGAAAAUGAUAGGACAAGACUCGAGUCACAGACAGACACACACAAACAUCUCACACACACACACACACACACACACACACACACACACACACACACACACACACACACACACACUGGUGCUAGAUACACUGUGAAGCGGUUUUGCAGAUCUGGGAUUGCCCAUUCACUCAAUGUGACAAAGUGCUGAUGAAUCAAAUUCUCAUUCACUUUUCUCAACAACACUGUCUCACUCUGAACACUGUCUGGACCUCCAUUAGGUCCAUCUGCUUGUUCUGUACAGGUCAUUGUGCAUCAGAAGAUCACCUGAAAUUCAGACACCUGACUUUUUCAACUAGAUUGUCUAUGAUUUAGUAUGCUAUAGCAGAUCUCUUAUACAGUAUCUUAUGUCCUUAACUGUACAGUGUAGGCUGUUGUGUAAAACACUAAAAGCUCUUGAUAUUUUCUGCAUUCCAUACUUAAAUAUUGAGUUUGCUGGCUGAAGGUAGAGCUGUCCUCUCGUCUCUUGAGCCAGAGUUUUUUCUGUUGUGACUGAAGGACAGUUACAAGCAGUUCCACUUGGUAAAACCAUGUCGAACUGUAAAAUUGACCUGUUGUGUCAAGCUGUUGUGAAUUGAGUUCGUUUUUCUUUUGUUGUGGUCCUGAAGACAACUUUGAAUCUUCAUUCUCUCAACCUGAUAUCCCAGAAAACAAGUGCAAAGACAUGAACAACAUACAAAGAUUUACAGUACAAUUGACUUGAUUUUAUUUUAUUAAUUUAAGACUCCUGUCAUUGAAGGCAAAAAAAUAUUGCAGUAGUUAAUAAUACACAAUUGCUCUUUCAAUUUUUAGAACAGCAAGGCUUAUUUAAGGGUUUUAAUUCACUUUCACCUUAGCUGAUACUAGACCAACAUAAUUUCCUUUUAACUGUAUGAAAUUGUAUAAAGAAUAAAUGUGUAUAUGAUAUCUUAGUUUUAUUUAUUGAAGGACCAAAGGAAUUUCAUAAUGACAUGAUACAUAGACAGAUGAAUAACAAUUUGAAAUGCAAUUAUCUAAUGUGUGAGAUGAAUAACAGUUUAAAUAAAGACUAAUAUAAUCCA